CAAUAGACACGGACAUACAUAAGCAUUACAUCAAACAUCCUGUUUAGAAAUUUGUCCGUGACAGUAUAUUCUAACCUUUUGUCAUUGCUUUCUAAACUAUACCUUCCGAGAGGCUUUAGUACACAAUACAAGAGACUUCCAAGUUUUAGAUUUGAUACUAUCCGGGCAUAGUUUUCAUUAAUGUCUUAAGUUGGUGUCCCCAAUUUUUUUCGGUGUGAUAUGGUCUUCCAUCAUCUGAACUUAAAAAAUUGUGCUUUUGGUUCAAGACAUUCUUUAUGCAAACAUCAUGGCAGGAGGACAAUUAGUACACUUGGUUUAACUUGGACCAGGCUAUUACUUCUCCAAAGCCUCGUGGAACAUGCAUCUGGAAAAUUCACAGAUCGAGAACUGGGCAUGCAGAUGACGGUGCUUGUGAUCCUUUUCUUUUGAAGUUGGUGGGGAGUGGUUUCUUCCCAUGACUCGUCAAAGUUAACAUCUUUGUGCAGAUUCAACUGUUUUCCAAAUUUUCAGAUAUAUCCACCAAAUUUAAAUGCUUGUUAUUUGAUUUGCUCCGUAGAUCGAGUCAAUUUGACUCGUUUGAUAAUACUUUAGUAUGACAUAUGGCAAUGUCAAAUUACUGUACUCCUGAGGACUGGUUAAGCUUGUGAAGAAAGAAAACCAAUUGCUCUUUCUUUUCCUUCAACUACUCAUGAAUUGCCUUUACGAUGCUUGUUUUCAAGUAAAUGUUUGUGUGGAUGACAAUUGUAGAUUUAGAAAAGUUUUCUCCUUCAAGUGAAAUUCUUCCUUCUGUUCAUUUGACUUUUGUGAAGUCAAAGUCAAAGUUCUUGAGCAGAGGCGUAAUUCCAUGGGAGGGAGGGAGGAAGCAGAGAGAGUAACAGAUGGGUCCACAAACACAAGAUAACCGUUGACUUGUGGAGUUUCCAGCGGAUAACCGGUGGUUGUGUGCUUCUCCACGACUCUUCACAUCUUGUUUACUGCUGCGUCUGCGUCAUGUUGUUUUCCUUUGACCACAAGAAAUCUAGCUUGGAGUUUUUUAGCCUACUUUUUCGCGAGACGAUGCCGCGGUGUUGCCAGUGUUCCCCUUCUUCACCAAACUCGAUGAGUGGCAGCGGCGUCAACGGCUCGAGCUUCCUCCCGCCCGAUGACAACUCCAACGGGCGGCCGGCUGGGUUGGCCUACGGCCUCCCCGCCUCGGUGGGGAUCCUGAUGGUGAUCACCGCCGCCCUUCUUGCGUCCUAUCUGUGCACCCGAGCAAGAACCACGGCCGCGAACCGGCGGUCCGGCGACGUUGCAGCGACGCCCACUGACCUCGAGGCCGGCAUCGACGAGGCGACCCUGACGAGCUACCCGAAGGUCACGUACUCGCAGGCUAAGCUGGAGGAGAAGGGCACCACCACCGCGGCGUGCUGCUCCAUAUGCCUGAGCGACUACGAGGACGCUGACGUGCUGCGACUGUUGCCGGACUGCGGGCACCUCUUCCACCUCGACUGCGUCGACCCGUGGCUGAGGGCGCACCGGUCGUGCCCCAACUGCCGCUCGUCGCCGGCCCCCAGCUCCAUGCCCACGCCUCUCUCGGAGGUGGUGCCAUUGGCACGGGCGAGACAGUCGCAGUGAACGUGAUCGUACAUAACACGCCUCAAAUGUGUCGUCCGGUGUCUUCGGUGAAUCAAAUGAUCGGUAUAUGCUGGAGAAAGAAUUCCUUCUUGCAUCAUUCAGCCAACCGGAUCAUUACUCGAUCCAUACUUGCAUAGUCUUUGAAGAACACCAGUUCAAAUUUAGGAGGUUCUCCGAAGCUUUUUGGCUGAUACUUCUUGUAUGCAUACCAGCUCAAAAACCUGCUGUUUUGAUUUUUUCUUCGCAAAUAAAUACGAAAAAAAAAUAAAUUUUGUUAA
Molecule: messenger RNA, 1892 nt
Organism: Musa acuminata subsp. malaccensis (wild Malaysian banana)
Lineage: Eukaryota; Viridiplantae; Streptophyta; Magnoliopsida; Zingiberales; Musaceae
Product: putative RING-H2 finger protein ATL69
Source: RefSeq, a predicted model, not a curated record